UCGCCGCCGCCGCCGCCGCCGUCGCUGCUGCUGCUGCUGCUGUUGCUGCUGUUGCUGAUGCUCGGCGCUGCGAGCGUGCGACGGAGGGACGACACCAUCACGCACACCAUCGCGCAACACGCAUCCGAAGAAGUACACGCGCACGCGAGCGAGCGGGCGAGCAAACGUACACAUCGAGGCUCGCGCAAACGCAAGUGUCGCUUGCGGCUGUACGAUAUAUCGACUGCGUACGCGCACGCACGUACGUACGCACGCGGGAACGUACGCAGGCACGCUCGCGGCUACGGAUGAGAGAGAGCUCUGAGAAAGAUAUACUCCAAAUCGCGUCAAAGCGGAAGGACGCGAUCGCUCCGAACUGCUUCGGAUUCAUUUUCGGAGUUUGUCUACCCUUCCUAAUCCCUCCCCCCUUUCGCAGCGGAUUCACUGAUAUUGUGGAUCGUGUGUCGUUUCCCUGAUGCUCGAAGGGUUGACGAUCGUCGUCGAAAUAGUUUGAUCGGUGUCGGUGCGAGUGCCGGUGUCUUAAACGCAAAACCUUCCUUCUCAAUUCGCGAUGUACACGUGGAAAAAGUGAAGUGCCUCCGAGUGCAUGACCGAGUGUGAGGGUUGUUACUGUUUGACAUCGUUGUAUCAUUCGCGAUCGUUAUUCACGCGUGUUUAUUGGGAGUUCUUGCGGGAUGGCACUGUGGUUAUUGCAGCGCGAAUAAUCUACGAGUAAUAACAAAGUUGAUUGGAGUCGUGAAAUCUUUAACCUAAGUGCGAUACCUUCGGAAAAAGAUCGAAGGAUCGGACAGAAUUCGGUUCUCCGUAAAUCUUAGGUGAGCUAUUUAGUUUGAAGAUUUGGAGAACCGGAGCGAAAACGAAACAAAAAUAAAACAUUGAGGAAAUAUAACGCGUGUUAAAGGAUAAAGCUUUGACUUUGAUAUCUUCGACAAAUGUCUAUACGUACAAUCGCAUUCGAACGAUAAUUUGAGAACGCUCGCGUCGGUCUACUCGUGAUUCUCUGCAAAUAUGAUAGGUGUCGGACAUCACUUGUAUAGUUUAUUUUACGAUUAUGCGAUAUUUAUCGGGAAGUUCAGGACAGUGAAGAAGUGAGUGAAGAAAAGUGAUUUCUAGGAGCAGUCGCCGAUAUAUCAACGUCAAAGUGAUCAACGCGCAGAUUGCCGAGGACAUUGCCUGUGUCAGGAUUUCGCAUCUUUCAGGAUAUAGACUAAUUCAAUUUGAGGAUUUCUUGACGGACUGAGCUGACCUCCCACCUACAGUCGGCUCCGUCGUCGUUGCCGGUCGAAUCGCGUCUUACGGACAGGAAACCGGCAGGGUGGUUCGCGGCGGGACGGUAGGCGCGGACGCCCUGGCGACUGCCGGGGUGGUUUACCCGGCCGCGACGGCGACGUUGUUCCCUGGUCGGGUGCCAGCCGGACACCACCACCCCGAGUUCACCACCACGUUGGAGCUGGGGUUCCCGGCGCGCGGCACCACCGCCUCGAUGGCGUUGGUCGCGCCGCCGCCCUCCUGGGCCUCGCGGGACCCCGGGGCCGCCCUGGGCGCAGCCGGCGGCGGCGGUGGUGGCGGCGGCGGACCCCUUCAGGUAGGCCCGCCGCCGCCGAUGCCGCCCGCGCAUCUGACGCCUUCGGCCACGCCGGAGGACAUCACCUGUCUGGUGCCCGCCGGCUCGGUCCUGACCUCGAGGGACCCCUUGCCACCCAGUACCACUCCCGGAAGCCAGGCUAAUAGUUCACAGUCCGGCAGCUCGCAAAAUGAUAAAUCGCCGAACAUCGAGUGCGUCGUCUGCGGGGACAAAAGCAGCGGCAAACAUUACGGACAGUUUACUUGCGAAGGAUGCAAGAGUUUUUUCAAGAGGAGUGUCAGGCGGAACCUAACGUACUCGUGUCGAGGGCAGAGAAACUGUCCGAUCGAUCAACAUCAUAGAAAUCAGUGCCAGUUUUGCCGCUUGAAAAAGUGCAUGAAGAUGGGCAUGCGCCGGGAAGGUAUGCACUCUGUGCAGAGGGGGCGAGUGCCGACGUCGCAACCCUCGCUGCCGGGUCUGCCGGGCCAGUUCGCCCUGACGAACGGGGACGCGGUCGCGUGUGCCAGCCUAAACGGACACUCUUACCUCUCGUCGUAUAUAAGCCUGCUGCUGAGGGCGGAGCCCUAUCCGACCUCGAGAUACGGCCAGUCAUGCAUACAGCCCCCCAACAACAUCAUGGGUAUCGACAAUAUCUGCGAGCUCGCGGCGCGGCUGCUCUUCUCGGCGGUCGAGUGGGCCCGGAACAUCCCGUUCUUCCCGGAUCUUCAGGUGACGGACCAGGUGGCCCUGCUCAGGCUAGUGUGGAGCGAGCUGUUCGUCCUGAACGCGAGCCAGUGCUCGAUGCCCCUCCACGUGGCGCCGCUUCUAGCGGCGGCGGGCCUUCACGCCUCGCCGAUGGCGGCGGACCGCGUGGUCGCCUUCAUGGAUCACAUCAGGAUCUUCCAGGAGCAAGUGGAGAAACUCAAGGCGCUCCACGUCGACUCCGCGGAAUACAGCUGCCUCAAGGCCAUCGUCCUCUUCACCACCGACGCCUGCGGUCUCUCGGACGUGGCGCACAUCGAGUCCCUUCAGGAAAAGUCGCAGUGCGCCUUGGAGGAGUACUGCCGGACCCAGUACCCGAAUCAGCCGACAAGGUUCGGCAAACUGCUGCUGCGAUUGCCGUCGUUGCGCACGGUCUCGUCGCAGGUAAUCGAGCAGCUCUUCUUCGUGCGGCUGGUGGGCAAGACGCCGAUCGAGACGCUCAUCAGGGACAUGCUGUUGAGCGGCAACAGCUUCAACUGGCCCUACAUAUCCUCGAUGUGACACUCUGUCUGGCGGCAGCUAGCUUCCGCAUAAUAUUACACGUCGAACAGCGGUAUCGCGGCGCCCGACGAUGACCCGUAGGCCCGACUCGCGUACGAGUAAAGAGAAAAAUCGAGGGCGGACAAUGGGUGGGCGACGUCGCGAAUCCCAAAUAUACGGGGGAGAGGGGAGGGGGACGAGGACGGCGGACACAGUGGGCGCGACUCCGGCCUCGUUGUCGCGAGGCCUCGAGGUCGAAGGUCGAAUCGUCGUUCUUGUCAACGUCGUCAUUAACCCGGUUACGUAUCCGCGUUGCUCUUAGCAGCGUGACGCGACAAUAUUCCUCGUUAUUGAUACUUGUUAUAUACUCGCGUUUCGCUAGAUCGGCACGAUAUUUCGCGACGAAUCAGAAUAUCAGUCAGAAUUUAAAAGACUUGUGACCCUGAGUAGACUUGACGUCAAAAAGAGAAAGAGGACGGAAUCGACGGAAGCAAAGAAUGAAGGAAGAAGGUUUUAGCGUAUAGAUAGCGAGAGAGAGCGGGGGAGAAUUAAGCGAGAUCAUUAACGCAGUUCGACCGAGAGUGAUAGGAUAAUGCGCGCGAAGAGCGGCGAGAAAGGUGGGCGUGCAAUGAGGAGCGAUCGUCUUGUUCGCCGAGGGAGAGGAAUUUUCGGUGACGUGCUGAAAAAGGCGAGAGAGAGAGAGAGAGAGAGAGGGGUAAAGAGAAAAAAAAAGAAAACAAGAAGAAAAAUACGUAAUAAAGAUGUUCAUUCAGAAAAUCGCGGAGGCGCCGAAUGGCCCGAGCGCUCAAGAACGUUCAUGGGCGUUAAAACUUGGUACUCACUAAAGUGGUCGAGUGAAAGAGAGGGAGAGAUUUGUACAUGCAAGAAAGCUUGUCAGUUGUUUCGUGUGCGAGUGAAAGAGCGAGAGAAAGCGAAUGAAUAAAAAUGAAAGAGAGAGAGAGAGAGAAAGAGAGAUUGAAAGAGAUAUGGGGGCUCAAGGGAGAAGGGAUAGAUAGAUAAGCGUUUUGUUAUGUAGCAAAGAAUGAAAUAAAGAGAGGGUGGAAGGAAGAGAGAGAGGGAGACAGAGAGAGAGAGAGAGAGAGAGAGAGAGAGAGAGAGAGAGAGAGAGAGAGAGAGAGAGAGAGAGAGAGAGAGAGAGAGAGACAGCGGGAAGACGAGCGUGGCGUGAAGAAGUCAUAAAUUAGCAUUUAUAAUCAACGAUGAGGGGGAGAGAGAGAGAGCCGGUGGAUCUCCCAUCGCUAUCUCGAAUCAAUCUUUGCGUCGAGUACUCGCUAUUAGUCGAGUCAUGCCAUGGGCCUUAGUCAUUCGUCUUGACGCCUCUCCUACGAGGCUGCAGCGUUCUCCAAGUUCAUAGCCCGUGAAACAUUCUUUCGGAAAUAUCCCCUUUCGGUCGGACGACGCUCGCGCCUGCACGCACUGAUCGCAGAUCUAAAUCCCCACACGUCGCCUUUCGUCGAAAUCGUCCGUGAUCUUCGAGGAUUACCGGCGGUAAGUCAUGAUUUUGCCUCGGUUAUCUUCGCGUAGUCAUCACGAUCGAGUAUCCUAAUUCUUCGAUUACGACGUUAAGACCUUGGCAUCUCAGAAACUUUAGCCUGUGUCUCGUAAUAAAAUAUUUUCGUAAAUUA
This is a messenger RNA of Temnothorax curvispinosus, 4452 nucleotides long. It is a transcript of the gene svp, whose product is annotated as steroid receptor seven-up, isoforms B/C. The record is from RefSeq and is a predicted model, not a curated record. Gene Ontology annotation, biological process: regulation of transcription by RNA polymerase II; anatomical structure development; cell differentiation. Gene Ontology annotation, molecular function: nuclear receptor activity; RNA polymerase II cis-regulatory region sequence-specific DNA binding; zinc ion binding. NCBI's taxonomy places the organism in Eukaryota, Metazoa, Arthropoda, Insecta, Hymenoptera, Formicidae. The transcript is spliced from 4 exons. The coding region runs from base 1484 to 2827 and encodes 447 amino acids.